ACAAAAUGUAAUAAUAGAACCAUACAAAGUAUUAUAUUGUGAAGAAUGAUAACUUCUUGUUUUGUUUUUAUAGAUUAUGAAAUUAAGGCAGGAAAAGGCGAAAAGUUACUUCCAAAACUUGUCUGUGUAGUAACAGGUAAAGGUCCACUGAGGUCGUAUUACCAGUCCUUAAUUAAAGCAAAGAACUUCGUGUUUGUUGAAUUUGUCACUCUUUGGUUGUCAGCUGAGGAGUAUCCAGUACUUUUGGCUAGUGCUGACUUGGGAGUUAGCCUUCACUUCUCCUCUAGUGGAUUAGACCUUCCUAUGAAAGUGGUAGACAUGUUUAGUUGUGGACUUCCUGUCUGUGCUCUCGCUUACAGUUGUCUUGAAGAACUUGUUCAUCACAAUGAGAAUGGUCUGGUGUUUAAAGACAGCCAAGAAUUGAGUCAACAGUUGCAGAUGCUGUUUGAAGUUUUUCCAAAACAAACAACUAAGCUUGACCAAAUGCGGGAAAAAUUGAAAUCAUUUCAACAAACAACCUGGGAUCAGACUUGGGUUUGUCAUGCGAAACAAACAUUUCUAUCGUAUCAUCGGUCGUGAUUUUGUCGAUUGGAAGAUAAGAUAUGAUUGUGUAACUUAAAUAAUGAAGCUUAGCUUUCCAAGCCAAGAUACUGCAUUAUACAGUUGUUCUUAUUAUGAUAUGAUUAUGUGAGUUAACACAAAACAUAAAGAUUAGCUUUCCAAGACAAGAUGCUAUGUUGUGCAGUUGUUCUCAUUAUGAUAUGAUUGUGUGAGUUAACACAAAAUAUAAAGAUUAGCUUUCCAAGGCAAGAUGCUAUGUUGUGCAGUUGUUCUCAUUAUGAUAUGAUUGUGUAAUGUGAAAGAAAAUAUAAAGGUGUACCAGGUACAGAAGUAAACAAGA
This is a messenger RNA of Limulus polyphemus (Atlantic horseshoe crab), 901 nucleotides long. RefSeq names its product chitobiosyldiphosphodolichol beta-mannosyltransferase-like. NCBI's taxonomy places the organism in Eukaryota, Metazoa, Arthropoda, Merostomata, Xiphosura, Limulidae. Gene Ontology annotation, molecular function: mannosyltransferase activity. The transcript has 5 exons. The record is from RefSeq and is a predicted model, not a curated record. Gene Ontology annotation, cellular component: endoplasmic reticulum. Bases 46 to 579 code for a protein of 177 amino acids.